Messenger RNA from Candidozyma duobushaemuli, 1395 nucleotides. It is a transcript of the gene ARG4, whose product is annotated as argininosuccinate lyase. Gene Ontology annotation, molecular function: argininosuccinate lyase activity. The coding region runs from base 1 to 1395 and encodes 464 amino acids. The record is from RefSeq and is a predicted model, not a curated record. NCBI's taxonomy places the organism in Eukaryota, Fungi, Ascomycota, Pichiomycetes, Serinales, Metschnikowiaceae. Gene Ontology annotation, cellular component: cytosol. The transcript has a single exon.
AUGUCUGAAAAACCAGCUGAAGCCAAAUUGUGGGGUGGCCGUUUCACCGGUGCCACUGACCCUUUGAUGGACCUUUACAAUGCUUCUCUUCCUUACGAUAAAAGAAUGUACGAUGCCGACUUGACAGGCACCAAGGUCUACACUGAGGGCUUGAACAAGUUGGGAUUGAUCAACGACUCUGAAUUGCAGGAAAUCCACAAGGGUUUGGAAGUUAUCAGAGAGGAAUGGAAGAACGAGAAGUUUGUGGAAAAGCCAGGUGACGAGGAUAUCCACACCGCCAAUGAGAGAAGACUUGGUGAGAUUAUCGGCAAGCACAUUGCCGGAAAGGUCCACACUGGUAGAUCCAGAAACGACCAGGUUGCCACUGACAUGAGAAUCUACGUCAGAGAGAACCUCACCAAGCUUUUGGAGUUCUUGGGCACCUUCAUCAAGGCGAUCUUGAAGAGAGCAGAGACUGAGAUCGACGUCUUGAUGCCUGGCUACACCCACCUCCAGCGUGCCCAGCCAAUCAGAUGGGCCCAUUGGUUGUCGAUGUACGCUACGUAUUUCACGGAGGACUACAAUAGAUUGAAGCAGAUCAUCGAAAGAGCCAACCAGUCGCCUUUGGGUGCUGGUGCCUUGGCUGGUCAUCCAUACGGCAUUGACAGAGAGUAUUUGGCUGAAGGCUUGGGCUUCCAAGGCGUCAUUGGCAACUCCUUGGCUGCUGUGUCUGACCGUGACUUUGUCGUGGAGACGCUCUUCUGGUCUUCCUUGUUCAUGAACCACAUUUCUCGUUUCUCUGAGGAUUUGAUCAUUUACUCCUCUGCCGAAUUUGGCUUUGUCCAGUUGGCUGAUGCAUACUCCACUGGCUCUUCUUUGAUGCCACAGAAGAAGAACCCUGACUCGCUUGAGCUUUUGAGAGGCAAGUGCGGUCGUACUUUCGGUGCCUUGUCUGGUUUCAUGAUGUCUUUGAAGUCGAUUCCUUCCACCUACAACAAGGACAUGCAAGAAGAUAAGGAGCCACUUUUUGAUGCCCUCACCACCACCGAACAUUCUAUCCUUAUCGCUACUGGUGUCAUCUCCACGUUGAAGAUCAACAAGGAGAACAUGGAGGGUGCCUUGACUAUGGACAUGUUGGCCACUGACUUGGCAGACUACUUAGUUAGAAAAGGAGUUCCAUUUAGAGAAACCCACCACAUUUCUGGUGAAUGUGUCAGAACUGCCGAGGACCUCAAAUUGCCAGGUAUCGACAAAUUGUCCCUUGAGCAGUUGCAAAAGAUCGACACUCGUUUCGGUGAGGAUGUCUUGAGCACAUUUGACUUUGAGGCCAGUGUGGAGAGAAGAACUGCCAUCGGCGGUACUGCCAAGAGUGCUGUGUUGAAGCAGUUGGCUAACCUCGACUCACAACUCAACUAA